GAUCGGGCGGCAUCACAUCACAUCUCGCCUCGCGAGAAGGUUAGCUGCGGCACGGCAGCAGUCUCGCCUAGACGAGGCGGGUGAGCAGGCAGGCCCAGAAUAGAAGUCAAGCGGCCCCGCUUCUCUCGCUGCGCUGCGCCCUGCACCGCUGGCGGUCUGCCUCGAGCCGCCCACGUCGAGCGCUUCCCACCGCAGCAGCCAGCUCACAAGAGCCAGCGCGUGGGCUUCGAGCUCUCUUCAGCACCACCACCACCACCACCACCGCCUCCUCGCUCGCCCUCAAGCGUAACUCUCAGUCUCUCCCUCGUCAAGACCUCGUAGCCUGCGCCUCUCUGCCAACAUGCCUGUCGUCAUCGACAUCAACGAGUUCGGCGGCGUCCUCAUCACGGACGCCGGCAUGCAGGUGACGGACAUUCCGGAGGGCACUCGCGUCACCGUCGAGGAGGACGGCAGCGUCAAGCUUGGCGAUGUCGAGCGCUUUCGCACGCCCUCGCCGGCGCCGCCUGGACCGUCCGACGCCACGGAGGAAGAGUUUUACGAAGCAAAGUUGCCUGCAGGCUCCCGUUGCCCCGCGCAGGCGCCGGUGAGCAAGAAGCUCACAUGCGACAAGUGCAUCGAAGAACAGUUCCUCAAAGUUUGUGAAGAGCGUGUGCGCGCAAUGCCAGCGCCCUUCGGCACCAAGAGGAAGCGCGAGGAGGAGCCAAAAGAGAGGUCGGAAGACGAACUUUGGAGCGACUACCAGCGCUGGACCGAGGACAUGCCGACUGUGCGCGCCCUCUUCAAGCACAAGCUGCGCUACGUCGACGUGUCGGACCGUGUGCACCAGUCUAAGAAGGACUUUGAUCGUGAAGUGGCGGACCUGGAGCGCGAGGUCUUCAAGUACUGGAUGCGCUGGAAUGCGCUCUUCAUGCCGGGCGGCAGGGCGAACUUCGAGCGCGCUCUUCAUCACGCAGUGGACAACUCCAUUGCCGGAUGGGUGGUGAACUUCAAUCUGUAGCGCAUACAUCCUUUCCCUCGCCGUUCGCGUCCCACCUACUUCACGACUCGCAUGAAUGAACCC
Messenger RNA from Tilletiopsis washingtonensis, 1060 nucleotides. RefSeq lists its product as hypothetical. NCBI's taxonomy places the organism in Eukaryota, Fungi, Basidiomycota, Exobasidiomycetes, Entylomatales. The transcript is spliced from 5 exons. The record is from RefSeq and is a predicted model, not a curated record. Bases 341 to 997 code for a protein of 218 amino acids.